UGGAUCAUGAAAGGAUCCAACAGAUUUGGAAGGAGCAGCAAACCCACCUGCUUUGCAUCCAAGACCCAGAGAACUUUCCACUGUACCUGAAGACAGGAACACUGAAGAAAGGGGGCGUGGAGCUGUGCUGCUACAGGUGUGUCCGUGGAUCCACCUCCUUGGAGUCAUUUCACCUCCACCUGAACCGUUUCAUACCAGGAACCAGUGCUACUGACGCGCAUUUCCAAGCAUACCUCCUAGAGGGAUUGAUGCGCUGGAAUGAUGAUCGGAUGGAAGAUGCUGUAAAAGGAAAUUCCUCCAUCCGGUUAUUUGGGAGCGCCAUGAGAGAGGCUGUGGACCAGCUCAGCCAAGCGGUGCUUGGGAAGCCCUGGGAUGAGCGUUAUCGCCCUCCUGGAGCAUAUACAGGUGAAUUGCUGGGUAUCGAAUACCUUUACAACCAGACUGGCAAAACCCUUACCCCCAUGCUCCAGACCCCAGAGGAGGAGGAGGACAGGCAGGUGGAGAGAGUCAGUGACCAAGACCUACAGGAUGAGGGGUUUGAGGAAGACAUCGUGGAGGACAUCACUGUUCCAGUGUUAUAUGACCCCCACCAUGAUGCUGUCACCAGCCCCUCAUCUUCAGCUCUUCCUCUGCUCACAGCAUCACCAGAUGAGCCUGCAUCUUCUGCACAGCACCUUUCCUCUGUGCCGGUGUCACAGACCAGUGACACUGAAAGCAGUCCUUGUAACGAGGCAGAGGCAGCUGUCAUUGGACCUGAUGGCAUCGCUGGCUGGGACAAAGUCCAGGAUCUGGCUUCCUACCUUGUUGGACUUCGUGAGGCUUCUUACCUCACAGAGCCACAAGUAACAGAGGCCAUUCGUCUUUGGACUGCCCUCCCAGACUUUGACAAAAAGCGGGUCAUCUACCAGCCUCGUCAUCAGCCUCAAUUGACACAUGGCCGCUUUAAGGCACCAAAGCGUUCUAGGAUGACGCCAGGAGUGGAGAGUGUUAAAAGAUGUUUGGACAUCCUGGGGGUCCAGCUCAGUGGCCUAGCACCAGUCGCUUAGUUGAAGCUAUUUGUGUAAAGCUCUGUGCUACACACAAGACUCCUACUAAGAAGGUUGGAGUU
This is a messenger RNA of Oryzias melastigma (Indian medaka), 1108 nucleotides long. RefSeq lists its product as uncharacterized. Lineage: Eukaryota; Metazoa; Chordata; Actinopteri; Beloniformes; Adrianichthyidae. The record is from RefSeq and is a predicted model, not a curated record. The transcript has 4 exons. Bases 249 to 1046 code for a protein of 265 amino acids.